Messenger RNA from Pongo pygmaeus (Bornean orangutan), 6249 nucleotides. It is a transcript of the gene ZFP36L1, whose product is annotated as ZFP36 like 1 zinc finger CCCH-type. Gene Ontology annotation, molecular function: mRNA binding; metal ion binding. Bases 3377 to 4393 code for a protein of 338 amino acids. The record is from RefSeq and is a predicted model, not a curated record. The transcript has 2 exons. Lineage: Eukaryota; Metazoa; Chordata; Mammalia; Primates; Hominidae.
CCUUGAGGUGCGCCUGGGCCGAUGAAUAAGUACACCCGCAGCGGCUCCUUCACUCCGAAGACUUUCACUUUCCCCCUUGCACAAAACCGAACAUCCCACCCUACCACCACCUCCAAGCUAAAAUACCUGGGCCGCCCCUCCCCACGAAGGGACGCGCUCCAGGCGAAUGGGGAGGGCCCGGAAGUCGGGCCCGGGACAGAGGAGGCGACCCACCGCCUCCCGGUCGGAAGCGGCAGUGCAGGUGAGGCGGCGGCCAGCCUGGGGACCGCGCGGGUAAGGAGCGGGAGGGCGGACUGCACCGCGAAGUUGGCGGGGGACUGCCACGCACGCCUCGCCUCGGCCUUCCUGCACCAUAGGGGCUGGCCGUCCUCCCGCCACCCCUGGGCACCUGUUGACCACGUCUGGGCGAGGGCGGGUCGGCUCCCGCCCUCGGGCCCUCACCCCACCCCGGCCAGCCGCGGCGGGGACGCCGGGUCAGCGAAGGGUUAAGGGACUCGCUCCUUCCUCUCGGCUCCCUCACCCUUGGAAAGUCCCCGAAAUGACGUUUCAACCCGACAAUUUAAAAAAGAGUUUAAUUAUAGAGACAGGCUCUGGGAGCUGGAACAAACCCUCGGUCGGCGGGGCCGGUAAACAACUCGGGAGCGAGCGGGCUAGGCCAGCCGCAGCCUUGCGGAGCCCGCGUCCCCGGGGAGAGGGGGAGGGGAGGGCCUCCGGGAGUUGGAAAAGCCGAGGAAAUUCGAGGAAUCAGCUUUCUUUGGAAAAACCCACUUUGUAGGCAUUCUGGGGCGCCUGAUGGUGCUCCUGGCCGGUCCCGCAGCCUUGGAGGGAAAGCGGCGCCGCCCGAAGCAGGGGCACAGCCGGUGCCCCGCGGGGACAGGCCGUGGGCCGGGAAGGGGGCCCCGCCCGCUCCCAGUCCCUUUCCCCUUUGCUUUUUUCCAGCCCCUCCUCCGGUCACCCCAGCUGAGCUUCGCGAACCCUUGGGAGUUAAAGACCAGCUGGCCCCUUUUUUUGGGGGAGCGGGAAUAGGUGGAGGCCGGGGGAAUAAAAAACCGAAAUAGCUUCACAUCAGAACUCAGACUAACCUUGUGGUUUCAACGCGCACCCUGCUCUGUCCUGAAAUCUGGAACUCAUUACCUCAUCACCAAGAAACUGCACGAAAUCUACCCCCCCCGCCCCGCCCCAACACCCACUUGGGAAAGGAACGAGCAAACAUCCCUCUAAGAAAGAAACCUACACUUGAAUGAUUUAAAUUAAGGUGGAUGGAAGUUAUUUCCCUUUCUGGCGCUUGCCAGAUUUCAAGAAAAGCUGAAAAAUGGGAGCAGGGGGAGGGAAGCAACAGACGGCUGGAGGGCAGCAGCAGAACAAGCGAGGAGCAGCAGCCGGGUUAAAGUGGGGGCCAUCCAUUUCGGGCAGAAGAGACAAUGAAAGCCGACCCCGCUGGGAUCACGUAGGUUCGUGGCUGCAGCAAAAGUUGUGUUUCGCAAAGUUGAAAAACAGCCGGUUUCUCAAACAGUUGUGAUUUGGAAGGUUUCGCUGGGUUUGCCCAGAUGUUUACGAAUAAAUAAGAAAUGCAGUUGUUAAAAAAAGUGUGUGUUGGGGGUGGUGAGAAUGCGCUCUCUUCGGCCCGCCCCGUCCUUUCCAAAGAAACGUGCUCAUAAUGGGGUGACCUAAUUACAUCGCAAUGGAACUCAAUCUUAGCCACUCCGCAGCACCGGGUUUCGUAACAGACUCGGCGGCCUCGAGUGCUGGGAAGAAACGUGCGAGGGCCGAGGGGGCGGCGGAGUCCGAGUGGAAAUCGGAAAGAAGCGCAGCCCUGCGACUUCCGCCUGGGUCAUCACGCCAGCACUCGGGCCAAGGCGCAGGGGGCGGGUGGGGGACACGUUAACUUUUUAUUUGGGUGGGUGACAUCCAAACCUAACUAUGUAUUUUAUCAUUUUCAAGGGAGUCAUGCUCCAUUGCGGGCCCUUUGGUUUCGUGGCUCCCAUGCCCCCCUCUCCAUCUCCCGCCAAAACGGCGCAGCGUGACAAGCCAUAUGUUCCACUCCCGUGGGGGCGACUGAGAAGCAACAAUAAAAGUGCCGCUUCCAUCCACCUCUUUACCUUCAUUCUUACCAAAGUAACCUUUUUUCAUUGUUCUAGAGUCUUGAGGUGUGUGUGGGGAGGAUGGAAGAGGAGGGAGGGUUGUGGCGCCGCCCGGAAUUCGGAGCGCGCGUGGAAAGUAGUGAGUUGCUCGGUGGGCUUUUUCUGGGAGGAAGGGGCAUUCAGGAAGGAUUAGGGUUUUCUUGACUAAAAAGUUUAAAGAUUGGAUGCGUGAAAAGAAACGCCACGCCUAGGCCGAGUAAAACAAACAAUCGGCCCGAGUUGUAGUCUUUUUUUGCGACACCCCCCACCCGCCCACACCCGGAGAGCGCCGGCUGCAAAGCGAGCGCGAGUGUCGACGCGUGCGGCGCUCUAAAUUGUGCCGCGCUCGCCCCCGCCAGGCCAUGUUCUCCUGGGGAAAAAGUUUCCCUAGUCCCCCCAGCACCGCGCCCCACCCUACGCCCCGCUGGAAAAAAAACAGCAACAUAAAAUCCUAGGCUUGAACAUUCUGUGCGUCCCAAAUUUCUAAUGUCCUCGGCCUGCCCGGUUUGCGGAAGGGAGCCGAGUGUCGAAGAGAAGUCGGGAAAAGGUAAGUUGUGCAGACAGUUGGGGAAGUUUCAAGGGGACCGCCAGCUCAAGAUGGAAACUGCCGCCCGGGCGCUAAGGACGGGCUUCAGCUCCCGCUGGCAAAAAGAGAAAGUCGAGCCCGCCUUCCUGCCCAACAAAAAACAACAACACGACAACAAGAACCCCGGAGGGAGUGGAAUGAGUGACGUCACAGCCGCGCUCUGAGGCUGACAAAGGAGGGGGCGCGCCCCUCCCGCUCUGCGCCCGCGCGGCCCCGGAGAGGGGGCGCCUGAAGCGCCGGGUAGGGAAGUCAGCCGACUCGAAACUUUUCCUCUUUAAGAAAAAAAAAAGUUGUGCGCGGCUCGGAGUGGGUUUUUUUUUUUUCCGCCUUCUUUUCUCGUCUCCCCUCCCCCUUCUUCCUUUUGAAAGUUUCUUCUCCUCCCCCUGCCCCCCCUCCCCGCCUGACCGCAUGGCUGAUUCAACUCCAGUGUCAAUCAACUUCUUUUUCCUCCUCUUCCUCAUUUAAAUAAGUUUAAAGCUCCUCCUCCCCCCGGCCCACCAAAUCUGAAACUUUAUAAAUUGGGCUUUGCGCGCCCCAGCCCGGAGUCAGAAAGGCGAGGGGCGCCGGUAACUGGCGUGUGGGACUCCAGACAGGAGAGGCUGCGCCUUCCCCGCACCGGGACCUUCGCGACACACCAGAUCCUCGCCCCUGGCCCGCGCGAGCGCACAGGAUGACCACCACCCUCGUGUCUGCCACCAUCUUCGACUUGAGCGAAGUUUUAUGCAAGGGUAACAAGAUGCUCAACUAUAGUGCUCCCAGUGCAGGGGGCUGCCUGCUGGACAGAAAGGCAGUGGGCACCCCUGCUGGUGGGGGCUUCCCUCGGAGGCACUCAGUCACCCUGCCCAGCUCCAAGUUCCACCAGAAUCAGCUCAUCAGCAGCCUCAAGGGUGAGCCAGCCCCCGCUCUGAGCUCGCGAGACAGCCGCUUCCGAGACCGCUCCUUCUCGGAAGGGGGCGAGCGGCUGCUGCCCACCCAGAAGCAGCCUGGGGGCGGCCAGGUCAACUCCAGCCGCUACAAGACGGAGCUGUGCCGCCCCUUUGAGGAAAACGGUGCCUGUAAGUACGGGGACAAGUGCCAGUUCGCACACGGCAUCCACGAGCUCCGCAGCCUGACCCGCCACCCCAAGUACAAGACGGAGCUGUGCCGCACCUUCCACACCAUCGGCUUUUGCCCCUACGGGCCCCGCUGCCACUUCAUCCACAACGCCGAAGAGCGCCGUGCCCUGGCCGGGGCCCGGGACCUCUCCGCUGACCGUCCCCGCCUCCAGCAUAGCUUUAGCUUUGCUGGGUUUCCUAGUGCCGCUGCCACCGCCGCUGCCACCGGGCUGCUGGACAGCCCCACGUCCAUCACCCCACCCCCUAUUCUGAGCGCCGAUGACCUCCUGGGCUCACCUACCCUGCCUGAUGGCACCAAUAACCCUUUUGCCUUCUCCAGCCAGGAGCUGGCAAGCCUCUUUGCCCCUAGCAUGGGGCUGCCCGGGGGUGGCUCCCCGACCACCUUCCUCUUCCGGCCCAUGUCCGAGUCCCCUCACAUGUUUGACUCUCCCCCCAGCCCUCAGGAUUCUCUCUCGGACCAGGAGGGCUACCUGAGCAGCUCCAGCAGCAGCCACAGUGGCUCAGACUCCCCGACCUUGGACAACUCAAGACGCCUGCCCAUCUUCAGCAGACUUUCCAUCUCAGAUGACUAAGACAGGGUAGGGAGGGACCUCCUGCCUACUCCAGCCCCUACCCUGCACCCACAUCCCAUACCCUCUUCUCCCUACCCAUCCAAUUCCCCACAGGCCCUACAUUAACAAGGUUAAGCUCAACCCCUUUCCCCCAGCACCUCAGAAUGUGCCCUCCCUCUCCCCCUCAUAACCCCACCUAACAUAAGGACAAGUCAAUUUGUCAGUAGCUUCUUCUGGCUUGAAACCCCCUCCCUGGAUUUUAUAGCCCACUUACCAUGCAUAACAGACAAGUCCCCUAUUUUGUCAGUAGAUGCCUUUUUUUUUUUCCGGCUUAAGCCUUAAGUGCCAAAUCACAAGAGAAAAAGCAGUAACAGUUUACAGAAGCAACUUAGUGCCUUGUAAUCUAACUUUGUCACUGUGACUACAUUACCUCUUCAGCGCCAGAGGGCACCCGUGGGCCUCCCGGAGCCUCUGCCCAUGGGGGGGUGGAGACCCGGAACCAGCAGCCCCCUCCACUGGCGACACAACUGCACCUUCCCUCAUUUCAGUCUCCCGCACACUUAUUCCUCCUCCCCUCUUCCCGGCGGCACCUCUCCACCUGUACCCCCCGGCCCCUUGGAAGAGUUGUUGCCAGACAAGGGUUUUGGGGGAAACCUGUCUUGACAUUCAAAACCUUUUUCUUCCCGAUCUGAACCCCUGUUGACUAAUCUUGCCUGGGUUUGUGUAGGUCUGCAGGAAGGAAGGCUGAAAAAGCGGACGAAGAUUUUGACUUAAGUGGGACUUUGUGAUUUAAUUUUUUCUUUUUUUUAAGUGGGGAGGAAGGGGAAGCUAGAUGGACUAGGAGAGACUUGAUUUUGGUGCUAAAGUUCCCCAGUUCAUAUGUGACAUCUUUUUAAAAAAAAUAACAACAAAAAAAAAAAUGAGAGAAAAGCUAAAAAAAAAAAAAGUAAGGGGUGAGCAGUUAAUGGUAUUCAUUCCACAUACAAUAUCUGUGUAAAACGAUUUCCUGUAGAAGUAGCUUUAAUGGUUUUUGCUCUAGAAUACCGUAGGUCUAUCCUUAGAGCACUCACGCCAUGCUUUCUUCCCUGGGUUUUAAACUUCAUAUAACUUUCAGAAAUUGGAGAGCAAAAAUUUUGCUUGUCACUGCACAUCAAUAUAAAAAAGCUUAUUUAACUUAUCAAAACGUAUUUAUUGCCAAACUAUGCUUUUUUUUUGUUAAUUUUGUUCAUAUUUAUCGGGAUGACAAAUCCAUAGAAUAUAUUCUUUUAUGUUAAAUUAUGAUCUUCAUAUUAAUCUUAAAAUUUUGUGACGUGUCUUUUUCCUUUUUUUCCACAGUUUUAAUAUAUUAUUCUUCAACGACAUUUUUUGUAACUUUACACUUUUUUGGUUAUUUUAUUUUAAAAAAAUGAAAAAUUAAUUUAAAAAAAUGCAAAAAACUGUUGGAUUAUUUAUUUUAGAAAUUCCCCCCUUUGUGUUGGACUGCAAAUUGAGUUUCUUUCUCUUUAGGCCUUUCACAACUAGGACUGAGAAUGUAUGUAAAAGUUCUGUGACAGUACAGAAGGAAAACAACUUUUUAUGUAUAGCUUCUAAAAGGGAAAAAAAAAAAAAGAGAAACCCUUUGACUUCCACGUGCCCAUCUCAAGACAUUCCACUCACAGAUUUGAGGUUCUGGAUUCCAGGUCUGGAGUUUUCCAAUGUUAAUGUAAACAGAACUGGCACACACACAUUAAGAUGAAUGUAAUUAUUAUUCCUCUUGCUGGUCACUACCGUCGCUUUCUAUUUCUCUUUCUUUGUGUGAAUUUAUUUAAAAGAAAAAAAAACUUUUUGUAACGACUAUUUGCAGUUUAAAAAUCAAUAAACCCCGUUUUUUCAAGAAA